Molecule: messenger RNA, 2081 nt
Organism: Aegilops tauschii subsp. strangulata
Lineage: Eukaryota; Viridiplantae; Streptophyta; Magnoliopsida; Poales; Poaceae
Product: 2-carboxy-1,4-naphthoquinone phytyltransferase, chloroplastic
Biological process (GO): phylloquinone biosynthetic process
Cellular component (GO): membrane
Molecular function (GO): prenyltransferase activity
Source: RefSeq, a predicted model, not a curated record
GCGAGGUGGGACUAAAGGAAGGGGUGCGGGGUGCGGACUGCGUGGUGACUGAACCGCCCACUGCCUGCCGCGCGUCCACGUCUCGGAUCCCCAGCCUUAUCCAUGCACGCGCGAUAGCCCCAACCCAAGCACCGCACCGGCGCCCCCACCUGCCGCCGCCGGCCGUGGCCCGCUCCGCUUGAUGGAAUGCCGCUCCUGAUCUAAGCGAAGCUUCCCCAGCCAGCGCUCCGAGCCGAUGCCGCUCGCAGGCAUUGCCCUCGCGCCUCUCCUCGUCUCCCCGCUCGCGCCUCCCUCUCCCCGUGGCAGCGCUGCCGCCGUCUCUGCGGAGCCCGCCAGAAGGCGCCGCGCGCUACGGCGAGUGCGGUGCUCCGCCGCAGCGGCGUCCGGCGGAGGCGAGCUUUCCCGCGCGACGCUGCUCUGGAGGGCGGUCAAGCUGCCCCUCUACUCCGUGGCGCUCGUGCCGCUCACCGUAGGGACAGCUGCUGCUUAUAACCAUGCGGGGCUGUUCUUCGCGAGGCGCUACUUUGGCCUCCUGGCUGCUGCUGUCCUUGUGAUCACCUGGCUCAAUCUGAGCAAUGACGUUUAUGAUUCAGAUACCGGCGCUGAUAAGAACAAGAAAGAAUCCGUUGUCAAUAUUGUUGGCAGUCGAGCAGUGACAGAAUAUGCAGCAAACGUUUCUCUUCUGCUCGGCUUUGGAGGGCUUUUUUGGGCCUUUGCAGAAGCAGGGGACGUCAGGUUCAUCGUUUUGGUGCUAUGUGCAAUCCUCUGUGGUUACGUUUACCAGUGCCCGCCGUUCCGAUUAAGUUACCGCGGUCUAGGCGAACCAUUAUGUUUUGCUGCAUUUGGCCCACUGGCCACGUCAGCUUUCUACUUCUCAAACAGCAGCAGAAGCAUUUCAAGCGGGGCUGUGCUUCUCCCUCUCACCAAAACAGUCAUAGCUUCAUCCAUUCUUGUUGGGUUGACAACCACCCUGAUACUCUUCUGCAGCCACUUUCACCAGAUUGAGGGAGACAGGGCUGUUGGAAAGAUGUCUCCCCUGGUAAGGAUCGGCACCAAAACAGGCGCGACGCUAGUGACGGUUGCGAUCGGCGCCCUCUACACUCUCUUGGCGGCUUUCGGCAUAAGCAGAUGUCUCCCACCAUCCUGCAUUGUCCUUGGCGCCCUGACUCUCCCUCUGGGCAAAUGGGUUGUGGACUAUGUGCAGAGAAACCAUGAUGAUGACACCAAGAUCUUCAUGGCCAAGUAUUACUGCGUGCGGCUGCACGCCUUGCUCGGGAUGGCGCUGGCUUCCGGUCUGGUGCUGGCCAGGAACGGCGUACUAGCCUGACAGACAGAUGGGCCACCAUUGACAGUUGACAGUUGAUCCAGAGAAAUGCUUCCUUCUUGUUGCAGUCUCACAGAUGGAGUAAAACACACACAACUUUUACAGCCAAUGCAAUGCAAUAUUUUCCAAUGGCAGUGCAUCUGCGCAGUUCUCUCGCUGAACAGAAGGCGGCCGGAUUGGGCAAGCAGAGAUUCAGAGGCCAGUUGGUUUUCUGGCUCUAGCUUCAGUACAGUACAGUAGCCUCCAGCGCCCCGUGAUCUAUAGUAGGUUUCUUUUCUGUCUGCAAGCAAAGCAAAGAGAGGGCUAGCUUGGCGUGUUCGUCCUCGUCCGUCGCAGCUACUCGUACCAGGCUAGCCAGAUCGCCGUUUGGUUUGCUCCUGCAGCAGGAUAUGAAUUGAAUUCUGAUGAGCCAGGACGGGACGAGUCAGUCGGGACAUGCUCCGGCCCGGCCCUCUACCGACGGACGGACGGACGGACUGCCAUUACUGCCCUCUUUACCACCAGCAGAGGCAGAGACUGGUGGUGGCAGACCAGCUGUUCCUGUUCGUACUACGGCGCGCAGGCGCAGGCCAACUUGGUGCCUAUCCCACCUUGCCAUGCUUUGCUUUCAUGUUUGUAUCAUUGGCUCCCACAUCUUCAAAUUACACUGCAGUCAGUCAGGGUUUGUAAUUGCAGACUUUGCAGUAUCUAGUACUGCUGUAGCAUAUUUAUCACACUGUCCAUAGCAAGUGAGAAUCGCAUACACUUGCAAAUGUAA